AUGGCUGCCGUCAAGCCCGUUCGUUCUCCGAGCCCCAAGCUCGAGAAGCCUGCCAAUGGCGCCAAUGGCGUCAACGGCAUCAACGGCAAGGCACUUGCUGAGCGCGAACACAGCUACAAGUCCGACGGGGUUGAGGAUCACGAUGUCUUCCUUCUGCCUGUUUCUGACUACCAGAUCAUGCUGGGCUUAACCUUUCUUGCUGCCAUCAUUCGCCUAUUCCGCAUCUACCAGCCCACCAGUGUUGUCUUUGACGAGGUCCACUUCGGCGGCUUCGCUUCGAAAUAUAUCAAGGGCAGAUUCUUCAUGGAUGUCCACCCGCCCCUGGCCAAGAUGCUGAUUGCUCUGACCGGUUGGUUGGCUGGGUUUAACGGAGAUUUCGACUUCAAGGAGAUUGGCAAGGACUACAUCGAGCCUGGCGUCCCUUACGUCGCCAUGCGCAUGUUCCCUGCCGUCUGCGGCAUCCUCCUGGCCCCCUCAUGUUCCUUACCCUAA
Messenger RNA from Colletotrichum spaethianum, 492 nucleotides. RefSeq names its product dolichyl-phosphate-mannose--protein mannosyltransferase 1. The transcript has 2 exons. Gene Ontology annotation, molecular function: dolichyl-phosphate-mannose-protein mannosyltransferase activity. Gene Ontology annotation, cellular component: membrane; endoplasmic reticulum. The coding region runs from base 1 to 492 and encodes 163 amino acids. Lineage: Eukaryota; Fungi; Ascomycota; Sordariomycetes; Glomerellales; Glomerellaceae. Gene Ontology annotation, biological process: protein O-linked glycosylation via mannose. The record is from RefSeq and is a predicted model, not a curated record.